This is a messenger RNA of Thlaspi arvense, 258 nucleotides long. NCBI's taxonomy places the organism in Eukaryota, Viridiplantae, Streptophyta, Magnoliopsida, Brassicales, Brassicaceae. The record is from the annotation of a GenBank genome assembly.
AUGGUCAAGUUCAUGCAACAUAAGCUUGGCCAUCUUAUUGUUUACACGUUAGUCUGGAUAUUUGGUUUGAUACGCUUCUUUCAGAGCUUUGUCAACCGCAACCCUGCUCUGAGUACUGUUGGUGGGAUUCUUGGACUAGUUUUGGCGAUGCUUGUGGAAACGCUUCUGUUUAUAAUCAAGACCUCUAAAGAUGAUCAGAUUCAGAGCUCUAAAUCAUCAUCAUCUUCAUUCACUCCCACUACUAAGAAGAAUCAGUAG